GGGGGGCCGCUCACCUCUUGAAUCGUCUGUUCUCCCUCCGCUGUGCUCUUCCCAUCGCUCUCAUCUCUGCCUUUUAAGCUGUAGGGUAGCAACCCGGACAGAGAUUCAUUCUUGUCUAACUCUCAACUCCUCAAUCGAGCAGGACGAUUGAGUCUGCAGCUACUUACAAGACGACCUUCAUCUUUGGUCUUGAUUUACCCCAUUAACCGUCAUUUCGUUUGUUCCGAGACUUUUCUAUAUCAUGCGGUCUUUUGCUCCCUUGGUUUUAAGCCUUCUCGGGGCUAGCGCGGUAGCCUCUGCUGCUGACGCGACAGCUGAUACCACUUCUGAUGUCGUCUCUCUGACCAAAGACUCGUUCAAGGAUUUUAUGAAAGAGCAUGACUUGGUGCUGGCCGAGUUCUAUGCGCCCUGGUGCGGCCACUGCAAGGCUCUAGCUCCCAAAUAUGAAGAGGCUGCUACUGAGCUCAAGGGGAAAAAUAUCCCCUUGGUCAAGGUCGAUUGCACUGAGGAAGAGGACUUGUGCAAAGAAAACGGCGUCGAGGGCUAUCCUACUCUCAAGAUCUUCCGCGGCCCUGAUUCCAGUAAGCCCUACCAGGGAGCUCGCCAGGCUGACUCGAUUGUCUCCUACAUGAUCAAGCAGUCCCUCCCCGCCGUCUCAACUGUCACUGAAGAGAACCUCGAAGAGAUCAAGACCAUGGACAAGAUAGUUGUCAUCGGUUACUUUGCCUCCGACGACAAGGCUGCCAAUGAUGUGUUCACCUCUUUUGCUGAAUCUCAGAGAGACAACUACCUCUUUGCCGCGACCAGCGACUCAGCUAUUGCCAAAGCGGAGGGUGUCAAGCAACCCUCAAUUGUGCUCUACAAAGACUUUGACGAGAAGAAGGCUAUCUACGAUGGAACGAUCGAGCAGGAAGCGAUACUCAGCUGGGUAAAAACUGCCAGCACUCCUCUUGUGGGUGAGAUUGGCCCCGAGACCUACUCUAGCUAUAUUACGGCCGGUAUCCCUCUCGCGUACAUCUUCGCUGAGAGCAAGGAGGAGCGUGAUCAGUACGCCGAGGAAUUCAAGCCCAUUGCUGAAAAGCACAAGGGAGCUAUCAACAUCGCGACAAUUGAUGCCAAGAUGUUCGGUGCCCAUGCCGGAAACCUCAACCUUGACCCUCAGACAUUCCCCGCUUUCGCUAUCCAGGAUCCGGAGAAGAACGCCAAGUACCCUUACGACCAGUCCAAGGAAAUCAAUGCCAAAGACAUCGGGAAGUUCAUCCAAGAUGUUCUUGAUGGCAAGGUUGAGCCCAGCAUCAAGUCUGAGCCUAUUCCUGAAACCCAGGAAGGACCCGUCACAGUCGUGGUGGCUCACUCCUAUCAGGAUCUUGUCAUCAAUAACGACAAGGAUGUUCUCCUCGAAUUCUACGCCCCGUGGUGUGGACACUGUAAAGCUCUGGCCCCCAAGUAUGAGGAGUUAGCGGCUCUCUAUGCUGGUGAUUUCAAAGAUAAGGUCACCAUUGCCAAGAUCGAUGCUACUGCCAACGACGUUCCUGAUUCCAUCACCGGAUUCCCUACCAUCAAACUCUAUCCCGCCGGUGCUAAAGAUUCUCCCGUUGAGUAUUCUGGCUCUCGUACCGUCGAGGAUCUGGCGAACUUCAUCAAGGAGAACGGCAAGUACAAGGUCGACGCUCUUGAGGCUGCCUCAGAGAAGGUUGAAGAAGGGGCUGAUGUUACCGCUUCCCCUUCGGCUACAUCCACCGAGUCUGAAGCUCCUGCUGCUACUGGCGACGAGAAGGGCGACCAUGAUGAAUUGUAGACUACUACUUUAGCCGAAGGACCUCGUUUUAGUAUCCCAAUUUCAAACUUCAUGAUUGUAUCUUACCCCCGGC
Molecule: messenger RNA, 1871 nt
Organism: Aspergillus novofumigatus IBT 16806
Lineage: Eukaryota; Fungi; Ascomycota; Eurotiomycetes; Eurotiales; Aspergillaceae
Gene: pdiA
Product: protein disulfide isomerase PDI1
Exons: 4
Coding region: 242-1798 (518 amino acids)
Biological process (GO): response to endoplasmic reticulum stress; protein folding
Cellular component (GO): endoplasmic reticulum
Molecular function (GO): protein disulfide isomerase activity
Source: RefSeq, a predicted model, not a curated record